UAUAGCUGAUUGUAGAGUGUCGACCGUAGACGUGUCAUGAAAGGUUGAAGCUGUUGGGUAUUUUCGUUAAAAACGUUUCAAUAUGCGGUGUGGAUUUUAUUUAACCCUUUUGAGUGUCGCCAUUUUAUAUUUAAAUCAUGCCAGUGGUCAGUACAGGGCUAAAGGCAACCAGGGUCCUUCUCUCGGAGAACGGGUUCAACAGCUGAGUGAAAUGGCUAUGAAGAGACCAGUGCUUAGAUUCAAUGGGGGAAAAUUCAAAGAAUUUGUCAAGACUACACCACGGAAUUAUUCAGUUAUUGUAAUGUUUACAGCCAUGGCACCACAGAGGCAAUGUCAAAUUUGCAGGCACGCGAGUGAUGAAUUCACCAUAGUGGCAAACUCGUUCCGAUAUUCCCAGUCGUAUUCAAACAAGUUGUUCUUUGCAGUUGUAGACUUUGACGAGGGUGCCGAUGUUUUCCAAAUGUUAAGGUUGAAUACAGCACCUGUAUACAUACACUUCCCACCAAAAGGGAAACCAAAAUCUACUGAUACUAUGGACAUUCAAAGAGUUGGAUUUGCCGCUGAAGCUAUUGCCAAAUGGAUUUCUGAGCGCACUGAUAUUCAGAUCAGGGUGUUCAGACCGCCAAAUUACUCUGGUACGGUGGCUGUAGUGAUGCUACUAGUAUUGAUCGGUGGUUUCUUGUACCUCAGGCGAAAUAAUUUGGAUUUCAUAUACAACAAGACGAUUUGGGGCCUCAAUGCUUUGUUCUUCACGUUUGCGAUGGUCUCUGGACAGAUGUGGAAUCAUAUCAGAGGCCCCCCAUUUAUCCACAAAUCGCAAAACGGUGCUGUUGCCUAUAUCCAUGGGUCGUCCCAGGGUCAAUUUGUUCUUGAAACUUACAUAGUCAUGGUCCUGAAUGGUGCUGUGGUACUGGGGAUGAUUAUGAUGACCGAAGCUGCGGCUCGGAAAGGAGACGUCAGAAAACGAAGAAUUUUUGCUGUUAUUGGAUUGGGGCUUGUAGCAGUUUUUUUCAGCUUAAUUCUCUCUAUAUUUAGGAACAAGGCUCAAGGAUACCCGUAUAGUCUUCUCUUCAAAUAGGAAACUCAGACGUGACACAGAAGAAAUACAUAACUCCUUCGAGACCAACAUCUAGCGACGAUUUAUUAUCUUCAAUGGCAUAAUUUAUUUACAAUACAAUUCUCUGCAAAUGUGACAGUUUGAUAUUUAUUGUAGAGAUGGAAAGAUCUAAGUUGAAUGUCAAUUUACACUAACAUAUUAUAUUCACUAUGUCCGAAACAGCAUUCCUGUUCUAAUUUGUCCACAUAAUUACCAUUUGUGUGGCAGGAGUAAAGAUUCUAAAUCUUUGCAUAGGGUGAAUUAAUGGAAAGUGUUUCCAUUUUUUUUUUUUAACAGUGAUAACAAUAACAUAGUUGGAUUAUUCACUGUUUUCAGAUAGUUAAACGUAGUUAAGAUAUUUUAAGACUUUUUCUUUUGUACGGAUUGAGUGCUCUGCUGCUAUAUUUACAUUAUACACGUAUAUUACAGCUCAAAAUAACAUCGCACCACAUAAACCAUCAGGUACUUUUAAUAAUAUUAAAAAAUUUUAAUAUCAAAAAUACAUUUGAUUAUUAAAUAAAAACCGUAGUAUUAAUCAACAAUCAACGCUGCAACAGUUACAAUAUCCAAGGUAUCACAGCUCUUCUCUGUUUUGGAUAUUCUUUAAAUGACUCGACAUACCACCAAUGACCAAGCAGACCAGUUGCUACCUAUAAAUGAAAGUUUUAUUUGUAACGUAAGCUUGAAAGAAAGGAAAAGCACUUGGUUCUGA
This is a messenger RNA of Diprion similis, 1808 nucleotides long. It is a transcript of the gene Ostgamma, whose product is annotated as tumor suppressor candidate 3. Gene Ontology annotation, cellular component: oligosaccharyltransferase complex. The coding region runs from base 83 to 1078 and encodes 331 amino acids. The transcript has 8 exons. NCBI's taxonomy places the organism in Eukaryota, Metazoa, Arthropoda, Insecta, Hymenoptera, Diprionidae. The record is from RefSeq and is a predicted model, not a curated record.